AUGAGAUCUUAAAGAAUAGUAGUUUUGCAUGAAAGAUUGUAUAGAAUGGAUGAAUAAUUGGGAGGGAAUGAGAGAAAGAAAAAUGUUAAGAAUCCUUAAAAAGAAUUUGAUUAAAUGAUUGAAGAUUUAAGAGAGGAAAUUGAAAUGAUUUCUGCAAAAUAGAAAAAUAGAGAUAAACGAAACUAAAAGUAUGGAAAUGAUGAGGAGGCAAUUCGUUUAGGUGUAGAAAUAAGAGAAUCAAUAUAAAAAUGUGAAUAGUAAUACAAAUCAUUGGAGAAAACUCUUUUACGAUAGUUAAAAAAGCCUAAAGUAUUAAUGAAAUAGAAAAAUAGAAAUACAAUUAAUAAGAUUUAGAGUUAAGAGUGACUACAUUUAAAAUGUUAAAGAUUGGAUUGAAGGGAACAAAAAUGAAAGAAUUUGUAGUAGAUGAAUAGGAGUUUAAAGGAGUAACAUUAAAUGAAUUAAAGAAUUAAGUUUUUGAUGGUGGUAAUAAUAAUAAAAAGAAUGAUUUGGAAUAUUAAGAGAAUUUAAGUUUAGAAGAAUAGGAGGCUAUGUAAAGAUGGAAUUUGAAUGAUGAAUAAAUGGAUAAGUAAUUAGAUGAGAUAAUAGGAGGAUUAGAUUAAAUGCAUUAUAAAGUUUAAUAAAUGGGUUAAGUAUUUAAUUUAUAUUAUUAUUUUAUAUAGAAAAUUGAUUAAACAGGAGAAUAAAUAAAUAUAUUAAUUAAAGAGGCUGAUAAAACAAAUAAAAAUUUAAAUAAUGCUAAUUAAGCAUUGAAAAGAUUAACUUAAGUUUAUAGAAGACCAAAUAAAUUUGUUUUAGAUAUUGCAUUUAUAUUAUUAUUAUUAGGAUUGAUUGCUACAAUAAUUACUACAUUGAUAAAAAAGAAAUGA
Molecule: messenger RNA, 890 nt
Organism: Paramecium sonneborni
Lineage: Eukaryota; Ciliophora; Oligohymenophorea; Peniculida; Parameciidae
Source: the annotation of a GenBank genome assembly